Colossoma macropomum (tambaqui) is the source of this 456-nucleotide messenger RNA. RefSeq names its product histone H4. Gene Ontology annotation, cellular component: nucleosome. Gene Ontology annotation, molecular function: structural constituent of chromatin; DNA binding; protein heterodimerization activity. NCBI's taxonomy places the organism in Eukaryota, Metazoa, Chordata, Actinopteri, Characiformes, Serrasalmidae. The coding region runs from base 121 to 432 and encodes 103 amino acids. The transcript has a single exon. Gene Ontology annotation, biological process: nucleosome assembly. The record is from RefSeq and is a predicted model, not a curated record.
UAGCUCCUCCUCCCGUCCCUUGGUUUCAACUAGGUCCUGUAGAGGAGCAUAACAGGCACGUUAGGUGAUGCAGUGUCUUAUUCAUUUUGUGAACUGCAACUCAAAGAGGAGAUAGUAACCAUGUCUGGAAGAGGAAAGGGCGGUAAAGGUCUCGGUAAAGGAGGCGCUAAGCGUCAUCGCAAAGUGCUGCGCGAUAACAUCCAGGGCAUCACCAAGCCAGCUAUCCGCCGCUUGGCUCGCCGUGGCGGUGUCAAGCGUAUUUCAGGUCUGAUCUACGAGGAGACCCGCGGUGUGCUCAAAGUGUUCCUGGAGAACGUGAUCAGGGACGCCGUCACCUACACCGAGCAUGCCAAGAGAAAGACCGUCACCGCCAUGGAUGUGGUUUACGCUCUGAAGCGUCAGGGUCGAACCCUGUACGGCUUCGGAGGUUAAACGCUCGACUAGAACAACACUAAG